AUGCCUUCUGGUUCUGCCGAUCCGGAUGACAUAGAGGUUUCCAUUUUCAGGGAAAUCAGGCAGAGUUGCGUAGCUCUUUCACAGAUCACUUUUGCACCGCCAGAAACUUUUACAUCUAGGGAACUGGUGGAUGCCCUCAAACAGCUUGAUUCCAGACUAACUCAGGUCAUUGAUAGCUUAGCGGAUACGAAAUCCUACGGAAUUUCCACAAGUCUUGCAGACUACAUUUUCGUACCAAUAGCGUACCUGCUAAAGCGCCCCGUGAUUGAGGAGACGGAAUUGGAGUAUACGUUGUCCAUUAUAAAUACUCUUAUCAAAAGAUGUUGGGCAUUUCCAGGAAGCCUUCAAAUGGAGAUGGCACAGCAACUUCUGCCAUUGAUUACAUUUCUGAUUGGGGGAAAGCCAAACUUAGAUGUGAAUGAACUUCCUGAGCAUGUUGAUGAGACGAUCUCGAAUGGAGUCGACUGUCUCCAAAAUCUGCUGGGUGGUAUCAAGAACCAAGGUUCCAAAUAUUCGGAUGAAUUCUUAAACGAUCCCAAAAACAUGCUUUCUGUUGGACAUAUGGUCACUGUUUUGUUGAUGUUUGUUCAAAAAGGACAGUCGGUAAGAAUUCAAGUUCAAAGCUUGGAGGUUCUAAGUGAUCUGUUUAAGAUGUUCCAUGAUGGUGAAACUUUAUCCUUUAUGCUACCGGGAGUUGUUUCAGCGAUCACUAAAGUUUUGAAGCAGAAAACGCGUCAGAAGGUGAUUGCAAAAUCGCUGGACCUGCUGAGCACCGCUAUUUGCUUUGUUUUUGAUGACUUCGAUCUGGGAAUUGAGACGAUUGAUAAAGGGGAAACCCUCGACGAUGUCAAAGAACACGACAUGGGUGUUGAGCAUAGCGUUCAUCUUACAAUUUCUACCUCUGAUGAUAAAAAAUUGCACAGAACUACUAGCUGGUUGAAGGCUACCGUAUAUCAGCUUCAAAAGGCAUUCAAGAUUAUUUUGAAAUUAGAUGACCGAAUUGAUGUAAAGGAACCAUAUUUCACACUCUGUUCUUCCAUGAUGAGCCGCUGUUUUCUAUCUUGUUCAAUACUGAUGCCACAAAUUCUUGAUUGCUUAGCGCAAGUGUGCAAUGACGAAGAAUAUUACACAAAGUUUACAGAAGUCCUAGCUUUCAAUUCUCAUGUUCCAGAGGUCCUCAAAUUGAUUGAAGGUGAGUUGGAUAAGGGAAUUGGGAUAAUAACGAUGGCUCUGAGAUCACCCGAUUCUUCUAAGGCAAUUGGACUCUUCAACAAAUUUUCUUUUUACUUCUCGGUACUAUUGGAAUUUGGGUGGAAUUAUUCCGUGCUGGGGGAAAAGUUGAUCUAUACCCUCCGAAACGAGCUGACGCUACUCAAUAGAAAAAAGAAACAACCAAAGCCGAUAGAGGUGUCUUAUGGUGAUGAACUCCUUUCGAUAAUCCUGACCUCGGAUUUCGAGGUAUCUGAAAAAGUGUGGUCUUUGAAUGACAUUCUCGACGUGGAGGUCGAGAAAUCGCUGAUGAAGAUGCUCUCUUAUUUAGGGCAUAGAGGCGCAAGCUUCUUACAAUAUAUAUUAUUUGAUUUGCCACCGACUGAUUCAGUUGAUUUGGCACUGGCAGAGUCCAUGAGCUUAUGGCUUGUCAUGAGAUCAGUGCAAAAGACAGGUCUGCAUCACGAUGACUAUCUUACUGAUGACUACAAAGACAACAGCUCUACAGAGGUCACCUACAGCCUAUUGGAGAAAGCUGGGGAGCUUUUGAGUUUUGCUGCUAUCCACGAAGAGCCUGCUCUUACCAAGGCAACAAUCAUUGGGCUGCAAUGUAUCGAGAAGGCGUGCGACAUACUUGGAAAUGAUUUUCAUUCAGAACUUGUCGAUUACCUUUACCCAGUGGUGGACAGCCUUGCAUCACCGAAUGACCUGAUUCGUUUGCAAGCGCAGAAAGUGAUAUUGAAGAUUGCGGAUCAGUUAUACGAGGGAUCAGUGGAAAGGCUCAUUUCAGAAAAUUGCGACUAUUUAGCCGACAAACUAUCAAUCAAUAUGACUGGCGAAACCAUUACUCCUCGAACCCCCAUGAUCGUGGGGGUCCUAGUUAAAAUUGGAGGGAUAGAGCUUGUGUCGCAAUUGGACGAUAUAAUAGCCACUAUAUUCACACUUCUUGAUGUCUAUCAUCAAUAUGCCACCCUCUGUGAGGGUUUCUUUUUUGUGUUUGAUCAGAUUAUUGAUCAGGUUUAUAACAAUGUUCUCUCGGGUGUGAGCUUGAAAGAUUUGGAACAGAAUUAUGAGGAUGUGAACGUGAUUUAUCCUGCACCAUGGGGCUUAAGAAAUCUUGAGCAGGUUUUUGACUUCGUUGAAAAGCAGGUUGAGCUUCUGGACGAUGAUCACGAGACUGUCGGUGAAGUAAUUGAGGAACCAAUAAAGAAGGAGAAAAUCCUUGAGGUUGAUAGCGACGAUGAAUCAGAUGCCGAAACGAAUUCUGUUGUUUCAUCUCCGGAAGACGACACAAAAUGGAUGUCGCCAAUUACACCAAAACAGUAUAAAAUCCUAGCAGAAAUACUUCAGUACAGCGAGCGGUUGUCUAAGCACCGUUCUAUCAAAGUUUCAGCCAUUGCAUUGGGUUUGAUUAAUAAACUGAUACCCAUCUUGGCAACUGAGAAAACGAAGUUCCUUCCCAUUGCUGCUUCCAUUUGGCCUACAGCAGCCAGCUUCGUUACUAAUGAUGACCUCAAGCUGGCAUGUUCAGCAUUGAGCGUAGUUCACACGUUGAUAAGUUAUGCCAAUGUGUUCUUAACAAGCAGGUUUUGUGACUUGGCAAAGCUCCUGAUUACGAAAUAUCAUGAGCUGAUAAAAAAGCAUGAAACAAUUUAUAGAAGGCGGAGAGAGAAUGCAACGAAAUGCAUGGUGAAUAAAACCAGCACUACCACCAACUUUGAAAGCCGGAUAUUUGAACAGUUAGCUGUUCUCUGCAAGACAGCUCUGCUCAAGCUUGGCAGGACUCUACCAUUGGAAACUGCUCUAGAUAUUGCCAGUGUGGCAUAUAUCUAUGAUGAUGAUGAAACCCAUUAUGCAUUUUACGAUGACGUUAUCUAUUAUUUCAAAAAGAAGGCUUGA
Molecule: messenger RNA, 3108 nt
Organism: Ogataea parapolymorpha DL-1
Lineage: Eukaryota; Fungi; Ascomycota; Pichiomycetes; Pichiales; Pichiaceae
Exons: 1
Coding region: 1-3108 (1035 amino acids)
Biological process (GO): chromatin remodeling
Cellular component (GO): cytoplasm
Source: RefSeq, a predicted model, not a curated record